GAAAAACGUGAUCGGUUAACUGGAUCAGUUCCUUCACCACACUUCACUCUCACUUAUGGCGGCUCCUGUGAUUCUCAAAGGCAUCCCGCUGCUCCGGAUUCGGGUGGAACGGUACAACCGUCUCUCCGCCGAGAUCGUUUCGUCUCCUCGACGCCUUUGGCGUGCCGCUGCAGAGUCGACUAAGCACCAAGAGGAGGCAUCAUCUGCGGAGAAGAGUAGUUCGGUGCUGACCGUGAGGGAUCCACCGAAGUACCAUAGGUGGGAUGAUCCUGAUUACAGGAAAUGGAAGGAUAAGGAGGAAGAGAUUCUUCGAGACAUCGAGCCUAUCAUUUCUCUAGUUAAAGAUAUUCUUCACUCUAAUAGAUAUAUGGAUGGGGAACGUUUAACUGUUUCAGACGCGGAAACUGUGCUAGAGAAGCUUCUUUGUCAUCACCCACAUUCUGGAGAUAAAAUUGGAUGUGGACUUGAUUCUAUUAUGGUUGAUCGACAUCCUCAAUUUAGAAACUCAAGGUGUCUCUUUGUUGUUAGAACUGACGGUGGUUGGAUAGAUUUCUCAUACCAAAAAUGUCUCCGAGUAUACAUUCGAGAUAAAUACCCAUCUCAUGCAGAAAGAUUUAUUAGAGAACAUUUUAAACGCGGUAGUGGCUAAAAUGUGAAAACAUAAUGUUAAUUGCACUUUUUAAGUAAGAUUUUGGUAUCACUGGAGAUAUUUUAAUAUU
Molecule: messenger RNA, 719 nt
Organism: Hibiscus syriacus
Lineage: Eukaryota; Viridiplantae; Streptophyta; Magnoliopsida; Malvales; Malvaceae
Product: protein DCL, chloroplastic-like
Exons: 3
Coding region: 56-649 (197 amino acids)
Biological process (GO): chloroplast organization; chloroplast rRNA processing
Cellular component (GO): chloroplast
Source: RefSeq, a predicted model, not a curated record